Molecule: messenger RNA, 3208 nt
Organism: Scheffersomyces amazonensis
Lineage: Eukaryota; Fungi; Ascomycota; Pichiomycetes; Serinales; Debaryomycetaceae
Gene: VPS34
Product: phosphatidylinositol 3-kinase
Exons: 1
Coding region: 115-3189 (1024 amino acids)
Biological process (GO): phosphatidylinositol-mediated signaling; autophagosome assembly; phosphatidylinositol-3-phosphate biosynthetic process
Cellular component (GO): phosphatidylinositol 3-kinase complex, class III, type II; cytoplasm; phosphatidylinositol 3-kinase complex, class III, type I
Molecular function (GO): 1-phosphatidylinositol-3-kinase activity
Source: RefSeq, a predicted model, not a curated record
UUUGCACCUAUACAAACACAUCCAUGCAGCAGCAGAAAAGCAAAUAUCAGUCUUCAAUUAUACCCCAAUUAACCAUAGUAUACUAAUAAUUCUUACCAUUAUUCACUACCCCACAUGUCUAAUUCACGAUCAGUUGAUCUGGUCGUAUCCAAACGUACCCUGUCGUUUGGAUUAUCAAAAGAUGUACAUGCACCAAUUAUGGUUAAAAUAUGUUAUAUGACCAAUACAGGAUUAAUACCCCAACAACAACAACUUAUAAAAUUAUCUGAUAAAUAUGAAAAUGCUCGAGUAUUUAAUACAUUAUCAAAUAUAUAUAAAAAUUCAGAUUUAUAUGUUGAAGUUUCAAUUUAUGAUGGUAGUAAUAAUUUAUUAACAAAUCCGGUUCAAACAUGUUAUAAAUCUUUUAAUAAUAAUAAACGAGAAUGGAAUCAAUAUUUAAAAUUUUCAAUUAAUUAUAAUCAAAUUGUUAUAGAUAGUUAUUUAAAAUUUGUAUUAUAUGAAAUAGUUGAAACUAAACCAAAACAAUUUGGUAUAUCAUAUUUAUCAUUAUUUAAUAAAAAGAAUUCAACUUUAAGAAAAGGUUCUCAAAAGAUACCAAUAUAUCGAAACCCUAAUGAUGAAAAAAUUCAAUAUGAAGAUAUGUCAGGAUUAACAGAAUUAGAAAGUUUAUUAAUAAAACAUGAAAAUGGAGAAUUUCAAAGAGUUGGUUGGUUAGAUAAACAAGUAUUACCAAAUUUAUCUAAAUUAAAUGAACAAAAUACUGAUUAUGAAUAUUAUUUAUAUGUUGAAUUAGCUCCAUUUGAUUUACCAAUUGUUUAUUCUGAUAUAAGUUAUCAAACUUUAAAUUAUAAUCAUACUACUAAGAAUUCAACUAUAAUUGAAAAUAUAAAUUCAAAUGUAAUAUUAAAUUCAAUUGAUAUCCCCAAUGCUAUGAAAGUUUAUGAUCCUGAUUAUCAAUUUGCAAAAUUUUCUGAAAAUUUAAAUCAAAAUCCUACUGUAGAAAUUGAAACUGAUCCAAUAGAAUCAAAGUAUCAUAAAUUAGAAAGAAAAAUUAAUAAUCCUAUAUUAGAUAAAGAAUUAAAACCUUCACCACAAGUAAGAGAUGAAUUAAUUAAAAUAUUAUUAAAACCUUCUCAUAUUGAACUUAGUGAUAUUGAAAAGAAUUCAAUUUGGAAAUUUAGAUAUUAUUUUAGUAAAAAUAAUGCAACAAAUGAUCCAAGUGAUAAAAUUGGUUCAGCUAAAUCAUUUUUACCUAAAUUUUUAAAAUCAAUUGAUUGGGAUACUGAUAAUGAAUUAGAUCAUGCAUUUAAAGAAAUUAUACCUAUUUAUUGGUCAGUUGAUAAACUUCAAAUGGGUGAUGCAUUAGAUCUUUUAAGUAAUUAUUUUAAUCCAUUUAUUUUGGGAGAGAAAGCUUUAUCAUUUGGUAAUGAUAAUAAAAUAUCCAGUAAUAAAAAGGAAGAAACUAAAUUUCAAAAGAUUUUUAAAUAUAUAACUAUUAUAAGAAGUAUGGCAGUUGAAAGAUUGAAAUUAGCUAGUAGUGAUGAAUUAUUAUUAUAUUUAUUACAAUUGGUUCAAACAUUAAAAUAUGAAGCAGAUAUAUUUGAAAGAGAUAUACCUGGAUUAAAUGAUGAAUUAAAUGGAAAUGGAAAUAGCAAUGGUAAUCAUAGUUCUAUAAGAUCUCCAUUAGCCAGAUUUUUAAUUGAAAGAUCAGUCGAAAGUGAAAAAUUAGGUAAUUACUUUUAUUGGUAUGUAAAAGUUGAAAAUGAAGAUCAUAUUAAUAAUACCCCACAACAACUAUCUAAUUCUCCUUCAGAAAAAGUUUAUUCUACUGUAAUGGAUAUUUAUAUAAAGCAAUUAAAAGAAUAUUCAAAAGAGAAAAGUUUACCAUAUUAUGAUAAUUUAAGAAAACAAAUUAAUUUUAUUAAGAAAUUAACUAAUUUAGUUCAAGAAAUAAGAUCACCAACUAGAAAGAUUGAUACUACUGCUAAAAAAGUUGAAUUUUUAAGAGAAUUUCUUUCAACUCCUUCUAAUAAUUUUUUAAAAUUUGAUCCAUUUCCACUUCCAUUAGAUCCUUCAAUUAUAAUUUGUGGUUGUUAUCCUAAAGAAAGUUCGGUUUUUAAAUCAAGUUUAUCACCAUUAAAGAUUACUUUUAAAACAGUUCGUAAUAAAAAUCAUUCACAAAUAUUUGGAAAGAAAAGUAGUAAACAUGGUAAAUAUCCUUUAAUGUUUAAAAUUGGUGAUGAUUUAAGACAAGAUCAAUUUGUAAUUCAAAUUAUAAAUUUAAUGGAUCAACUUUUAAAGAAUGAAAAUUUAGAUUUAAAGUUAACUCCUUAUAAAAUUUUAGCUACAAGUCCAAUUGCAGGAUUAAUUCAAUUUGUCGAGAAUGAAACUCUUGAUAAAAUUCUUUCAAAUAUGUAUCCUGCUUUAGUAGUUUAUGAAGAAGGUACAAUACCUCCAUCUAUUACAGCUGCUAGUGCAUCAUUAAGUAAUGUAUUAGUAGCAUCUAAUAAUGGUAUUUUAAGUUAUCUCAGAUUACAUAGUCAAGAGAAACAACAAGUUGAACCUGAUGCUGGAAGUGUUUUGACAUCAUCUUAUAGUUCAGAUCAACGACUGUCACAAUCUCAAUCCAGAUCUCAACCUCAACCUCAACCUGCUGUUUCUUCUGGAUUAGGAGUUUCUGAUAUUGUUAUGGAAAAUUAUGUAAAAUCUUGUGCUGCUUAUUGUGUAAUUACUUAUAUUUUAGGAGUUGGUGAUCGUCAUUUAGAUAAUUUAUUAAUAUCUCCAAAUGGUAAAUUUUGGCAUGCUGAUUUUGGUUACAUGUUUGGAAGAGAUCCUAAACCAUUUCCUCCGGUAAUGAAACUUCCAAUUCAAGUUAUCGAUGGAAUGGGAGGUAUGAAUCAUGAAAAUUAUAAUAUAUUUAAAAGUUAUUGUUUUAUUACAUAUAAUAUUCUCAGGAAGAAUAGCAAUUUAAUUCUAAAUUUAUUUCAAUUAAUGGUUGAUGCAAAUAUACCUGAUAUUUCAACCGAUCCACAAAGAGUUAUAGAAAAUGUCCAAGAUAAAUUUUGUUUAGAAAUGAGUGAUGAAGGUGCCAUGUUACAUUUUCAAGAUUUAAUUAACAAUAAUGUGGGAGCAUUCUAUCAAAAUAUUAUAGAUAGAUUACAUAGUUUAGCUCAAUAUUGGCGAGCAUGAAUUAAUUUAGUUUAAUAUU